This is a messenger RNA of Paramecium octaurelia, 710 nucleotides long. The record is from the annotation of a GenBank genome assembly. Lineage: Eukaryota; Ciliophora; Oligohymenophorea; Peniculida; Parameciidae.
AUGUUAUUGCUUGAAAAAAUAUCAUAAAGAAAUAGCAAUGAAUAGUAUUCAUUAAAAAGAUUACAAAAUGACAUGCUUGAUGAAAAAUUAAAAGAAUUGGAUGAUGAUACAUGUGAAAUAAAUUUUAAAAUGGUUAGUUCAAUAUUAUAAAUUUUUAUGACUCCAAAGAUUGGACCUCAUGGAUUUAAUAAAUUCAUUGUAUUCAUUAAUAUAAUUUUAGUUUUUACUUGAUUUUCGAAUAAAUUACCCUUAUUCUCCUCCUAAAAUAUAAGCAGAAUCAGAUAUCCCCCAUCCAAAUAUAGAUGGUAAAACUUAAAAAUUUUAUUUAUAACUUUUAGAAAUAUAGAAUUGGAGACCAAUUUAUGGGUAUAUAUGAAAUAUAUAAAAGUUUAACUGAUAUUAUUAAAGCAAUGAAAUAGACAUUAAUAUAUGUAGAUUUCACAUAUAUACCAAAUGAAGCAACUUGCCUUUUGAUGGCUCAAAAUAUAUUAUUAUAAAAAAAUUAUACACUUGAAGAAAUUGAUUUAGACUUGAUUCAUUUUGAAAUUAGUGACAAUUUUAAGAUAAAUUUUGAAUUAAGGGCAAACGAAUUUCCUAAUGAGGAAUAAAAAUACUCAAGAAUUUCUUAAGAACCAGCAACUAUUAAUCUAUUAAAAAUUUAAAGACAUAAUUAUAAUGAUGGAAUCAUUUUUAACAAAUUAAAAGGUUGA